Molecule: messenger RNA, 3966 nt
Organism: Hypomesus transpacificus
Lineage: Eukaryota; Metazoa; Chordata; Actinopteri; Osmeriformes; Osmeridae
Gene: bcl6ab
Product: BCL6A transcription repressor b
Exons: 11
Coding region: 1144-3180 (678 amino acids)
Biological process (GO): regulation of transcription by RNA polymerase II
Cellular component (GO): nucleus
Molecular function (GO): RNA polymerase II cis-regulatory region sequence-specific DNA binding; protein binding; DNA-binding transcription factor activity, RNA polymerase II-specific
Source: RefSeq, a predicted model, not a curated record
CAUGCUGUGCGGAAUGUGAACAGCAUGUACCCAACUGAUUCAAUUUACAGGCGACGUGUGGAGAACAGCAUUGUGUGUACAUGAUGUGGGAACAGAGAGGAGACAACACAGGAGGCCACCUGCGAACUGCAGACAUCUGAUUUAUGAAAUGAUAAAACCCAUCAUCUGUAAGAGUUGGUCUCGGUAUCUCUUUUUUUGUUCUCACAGCAUGAGCUCUUCGAUUACACUGCUGGACUCCAGCUAACCAUCAGGUGUGUCCUGUGUGAGAUGAUGUGAGACCUUCACAUCUGUCAUAUAUUCCACAGAAUUCAAACUUCGCAACAUGGAUUCAAUUGUUCUUCUCAUGAACCAGUACAGAAAACAAGAAACUUGUUUGGAGUGAUUGAAAAGAAUCUAGGUUGGUUGACCACAAACUCAACCCACGUGACAAUAUGAACAGAGCCUGGAAUUAGAACCUAGCCUUUGACCUUGUCCUGUUUGACCUCGAAUGAUCCUUCAAAGCAUUUACUACUCGUAAAUCCUGCCUUGUAAGACUUGUUCACAACCAGAGAAACGCACAAUUACUUACAUACAGAUGCAGUUAUAUCUGUGCUGAACCUCCCUUAAAUAUACAGGUAUUUCCCUUGGAAACAUCAAACAUACAAACUGUCAGACGGAACCAAGAACAUCUUUGAACAUCCAGUAGCAAGAACGUCUGAGACAGUCCAGGUCCCCUUAGAGAAAACAGAAAAGACAGAAAUAAUUUUUUUGUGAGACAGUUAUGGUUUGAGACCUUCAAGUAAGGACACAUUCUUUCUCUGCUAGUUUGGAGACCAGCAUUUUAAUAGUUUUCAUGAGUUCAAAGACCACACCAAUAACUGUAUUUUUCAAUUAUUUGCUUAAAGGAAGAACAAGAAUGAAUAAAUGAAUGAAUAAAGUGAGUUUGGGAGAGUAAUCUGGAUGUGGCAGAUGAGUCCUAGGGUCCUGACUGGAUUCAUUAGAGCCCAGCCAAUCCCCCUCGAGGUGCCUGGAUAACAGAAGAAACUGAGGAGGAAAUGGGGAGGGGCUGGAAGUCAAAAGUAGAGACAUAAACCUAUACCCAGUUGGUGUGCCUCUGGUUACCUUCUCUGGAAGUCCUUCAGUGAACAGGAAUGCCAAUUAUUUAUGGAAUUCAGAAAGCCAAAGCCAUUGUCUGGCCUCACAUAUACCGGUACAUCAACCACACGUAUACAGGAUUCAGACAGCAUGGCCUCCACGGCAGAAGGCUGCAUACAAUUCACCCGCCAUGCAGGCGAUAUCCUCCUUAACUUCAACCGCCUACGCAGUAGAAACAUCCUCACCGAUGUCACCAUCCAGGUGGAUGGACAAUGUUUCAGAGCUCACAAGACUGUAUUGGUGGCUUGCAGUGGCCUCUUCUACUCCGUAUUUACGGACCCUCAAAAGGGCAACCUCAGCGCCAUCAGCUUGGACCCCAAAGUGGAUCCUGAGGGCUUUGCUGUCCUGCUGGAGUUUAUGUACACGUCCUGCCUAACUCUGAAAGAGAGUCUGGUCCUGGCCACCAUGAACACUGCAGCAUACCUCCAGAUGGACCAUGUGGUGGACACCUGUCGCAGGUUCAUCAAGUCCAGGGGUCUGUCUCUGAGUUUGCAGACUGAAGAUGUACAGGACAGCCUGAUGCAUGGGUCUCAGAAUGGGCCUGGAUUUAAGACCGUUCUUGGCACAGAGACGUGCCCCAAGUCCAACCACACAUCCGCCCCUCCUCUCAGAGACUCGAGGGCCUACGGCCCCAGUGUGUUCAGUGGGAUCAAUGCCUCUGGCAGCUCCUACCAUGUGUACGGACAUCUGCCCAUCCCUUUAGGAAAACUGUCUGAAGCCUGCAAAAUCAGCGACCUUCCCAAGGGGGGCACCCUACCUCUGAACCUAUGCUCUCAGGUCUAUGAGGGCACCGAGGCCGCCACCACAACCACGACCACCAUCAUCCACCACCCUCUGUCAUCUCACUCAUCCUCCUCUCCUGUCAUCUGCAAUUUGGGAGCCCUUCGGGGCCUCCAGGCACCUGCAUCCUCCAUGGAAGAUUGUACCCAGUACCCACAGCCUAGCCCCCACAGCAUGUCCCCAGGCUGUGGUAAAGGGGUGAUCUGCAGCCCGCAGAGCCCCCACCGGUCCGACUGUCACCCCAACUCUCCCACCGAGUCCAGCAGCAGCAAGAACGCAGCCCUGUCUGUUACCCAGCCCCGCGGUUGCAAGGAGGAGCCCAAGGCCCACAACUGGAAGAAGUACAAGUUCAUUGUGAUGAACCAGACCUCUGAGGAAAAGGAAGAGGAGGCCGAGGGAGGCAGGACAGAGGCUAGGGGCUGCUCACCUCCACUGGGCCGUUACUUGACCAGCGAACUAGAUGCACACAUGGAUGUUCAGUCUGGCGAUAUGGGCAGUGAGCAUGAUAAAGAGCUUUCUGUCCCUCAGGCUGGCCAUCACAACAGCAGCAUCAACAGCCAUCUGAGAUGCUCCACCUGUGGCUCUGAUACACCUCAUCACCGGGACAUGUGUCUGCGCUCCCCUGGCUCUUACAGUGGGGAGGAGACCAGCGAGAGGCAGUCUGAGUACUCUGAUUCAAGCUGUGAGAAUGGUACCUACUUUUGCCACGAGUGUGACUCCAAAUUCUCUGAGUCUGAUUCUUUGAAAGACCACAUGCUCCAGGCCCACAGUGACAAGCCUUACAAGUGUGACCAUUGUCAAGCGGCCUUCCGCUACAAGGGGAAUCUGGCCAGCCACAAGACUGUCCACACAGGUGAAAAGCCAUAUCGCUGCAACAUCUGUGGGGCUCAGUUCAACCGCCCAGCCAACCUGAAGACCCACACCCGCAUCCACUCUGGAGAGAAGCCGUACAAGUGUGAGACGUGCUGUGCUCGCUUUGUACAGGUGGCCCAUCUGCGUGCCCACGUUUUGAUUCACACGGGAGAGAAGCCAUACCCUUGCGAGAUCUGUGGAACACACUUUCGCCAUCUUCAGACAUUGAAGAGUCACCUGCGCAUUCACACAGGAGAAAAGCCUUAUCAUUGUGAGAAAUGUGACCUCCACUUCAGACACAAGAGCCAGCUGAGGCUCCACCUGAGACAAAAGCACGGUGCAGUCACCAAUACCAAGACUCAGACCCGGAGACCCAACACUGACCUCCUGGCCAGCUUGGCCAAAGCUUGCUGAGACUUUUGAAUCGCAGUCCAGGCUGUUGGUCAAAAUCAAGCUGUCUUUGCGCCGUAUAAUCUGAGAAUUAGGUUGGCUUUAUAUGUACUUCAGAUAUGGAAGUACAGCUGUUUUGUAAUUUUUGUAUGUUUGUAAAUAAGUUCAAACAGAAGUAUGUACAUAAGAUUUUAAAAUGUUUCUACUUCAUAGAUUUUCAUUAAAUGUACCUGGACAUCUUUUUAUUGUAAUACAAUGAUAAAUCUAUUAUUUCAGUCAUGUAAUUUUCAGGAAAUGUGAACUUCAAAACCUCAACUGUACAUCAUUUUGAAAUGGUCAUUCAAAUUAAGUAAACUGUUUCAUUGGUACAUUGUUAUAUUUGGUUAUGAAUUUUGAUUGUAUAAGCUAAUGAACUAUACCUUUUGGUUUAUCAUAGUUUAUUGUGAAUAUAAAAUAUAAUAUAUCUUUACAGAUUGCCCUCUGCUGGCAGAGAAUUAUAAUUUACAGAAAGGUACUUCUGUGUUGUCUGCUAUAUCUUGUCAGUAUGCUAGGGUUUGUGUUGACAUCACAUUGUGUAAUAGUAAUGAGCACCCUUGUAGCUAUGUAUGCAAUGUAUUCAAGGUGCCUUACUUUAAGCUACUUUUGUGCAGUAUAUCAGUACUGUAAUUUCUUUUUCCUGCGCUUUUUGUCAAGUUUAAAAUGCUGUAAAUACACCUAGUCUCGAGCUGCGUUCUCAGGAAUGUUAUGAAAGGAUCUUUGUUACUGCAGAGCUUAAUGUAGAGGAUAUCAAUAAAAUGAAUGUUUGGUGAA